Thlaspi arvense is the source of this 351-nucleotide messenger RNA. The record is from the annotation of a GenBank genome assembly. NCBI's taxonomy places the organism in Eukaryota, Viridiplantae, Streptophyta, Magnoliopsida, Brassicales, Brassicaceae.
AUGGCCUAUGCCAACUUUGCAUCCUCCUUCCCUCCACUGGUCAUCAUCUUGGCAUCCAUAACUGGAAGCAUGAUUCCUGUCAAGGCUCGGCACCUACUUGAGAUUGCCAUGCCUGAGCUUCCCAAGCCCGAAUUACCAUCACUGCCAGGUUAUCUUCCAACUUUGCCAAAGCCGGAGCUGCCUGCGUUGCCAAAGCCAGAACUUCCCCCCAUCCCAGAACUUCCCCUAAUCCCAGAAGUUCCAAAGCCAGAGUUGCCAACUAUUCCAAAAGUGGAAGUACCAAAAUUGCCUGAACUGCCAAUCCCCUCUCACUCAAUCAGUCCUGAAGUUUUGAAGCAACUCGCCUUAUGA